CGAAAUAUCGAUGCCUUAGGAACGGUCAAAACGUCCAUUGCCAAGCGUGUUCAUCAAUAUCUUAAUGAUGCUGCAAACAAAGACAGGAUUUUCAACUGGACAGAAGAUGACAUCCCCAACGAAAAUGACUAUUCGGAUGUCAAACUUUAUGCUCGCAUUGCUAUUCGGAAAAUUCGUCUUGAAAGCAAUUGGUGACUACGUAGAAGAAUGCAAGUCAGAGUCAGGAGACCUUAUGGACCGGCUGCUCGAAAUCACACUGAAUAUCACAGAAAAGGAUGCCAAGAUGGAGCGCUUUUUGAAAAAUAUUGAAAAGGACGAAGUAUCAGCACAAGAAACCGCCACAGAUUUACCUACCAAAGAACACACAGCCGACUUAAACAAGAAGGAAAUCGCUGCGAUAGUGUUAACUUCUCCACUUUGGAUUCCGUUGGGCAUCGCGGGAAUGGUAACAGUUCUUCCAGUUACGUGUGCAGUCCUGAAAGGAAAACAGCAUCAAAAGAUUUCCAAAUAUAAGGCCAAUAAAUUAGAGCACCUUAAUCGAUGGACAGAACAAAUUCUUAAAGAUGAAUAUGAUUUGAUUUCUCUUGAAUACAUCAUAUUUAACAUGUUGACCGAGAAGAUUAACGAGAAAAUGCGAAACUUUUCAAAGUCAAUCACAAACUACAAAAACCUAUUGAAACGCCUUGACCCAACGAAGAAGAAAAAAGAUGUAAUUCGUGGCUAUGCCGAGAUGAGAGAGCUCUGCUGUCACCUUGAUGUCAUUUUGCCGGUAUUGGAGUAGCCUCAGAAAAAUAGUGGGAGGUUUCGAGGUCUGAGCCCUGAGAAUGUUGCACAAACAUUGUGAGUAGGACAGUUUACAUGACCAAGCGUAAGAAGACAAAGUGCCGGGAAUCUUACUUUAUUGCGAUAACAAAACUUAGUUCCAAUUAAGAUAAUAAUGCACAAACCUCCAUGUACACCUAUACCUAAAGGAAUUGCAUCACUUCUGACAAUGUUGGAGACAAUGGCAAAAACUUGGGUGUGAAUGUGUUCUUUGACUUAUUGUUUUGUUAUUUGAUAUGUACAUUUCUAAUAAGACACUUUAAUUAUUGGAAUUAUGAAAACAUUUUACAAACGAAAACAGGUAUCAGUGUGAUCCUCUAAUUAUUUAUUUUUCUGUACUAUUACUGUUUCUGGUUUUUUUUGUAAUUAGAUGUUGGCUUUCAAUCAUUACGGAGACUUACUGCGUCAGUAUUCAAAUGAAACUUUUUUCUCCUGAUUAUAUUUCUUUUGACAUUUACAUUACCAUUUAAAGACACGUAUAGAACCCCAUUAAAUCGAUCAAUAUAUUUAGGUUUUUCAACCAUUGUCAACCCCAA
Mizuhopecten yessoensis (Yesso scallop) is the source of this 1358-nucleotide messenger RNA. RefSeq lists its product as uncharacterized. The transcript is spliced from 2 exons. The coding region runs from base 65 to 781 and encodes 238 amino acids. NCBI's taxonomy places the organism in Eukaryota, Metazoa, Mollusca, Bivalvia, Pectinida, Pectinidae. The record is from RefSeq and is a predicted model, not a curated record.